CGCUCCCUGGCAAGGACCUAUCAAAGCUACCAUUUUAUCGGUACAAUAAGUUUCGAAAUUUACGCGGUCGCAUUCCUUUUAUAUGUUAUAAGAGUACAUCGUAACUAUCAAUGACAACAAAAAGUUUGUAGCAGUAUAGCAACCCGGCGCUUACAACUUUAAAGAUGAAUUUGCGCUUAAAAUGGACAUCAUGGACAGUCAAUGUCUUUCUGCUGAUGAACAUAGUCACAGGAAGCUUUGGACAAUACCCUUCUAGUGCAGGUUACGCAACGGAAGAUGACGUGUCUACAAAUCUAAGCGAAGUAGAAUCACGAGAAACUGGCCCAGACCUGGAAUUCAAAUACCAUGAUCACGAAGAGAUGACGAGGUAUCUUCGUGCCAUCUCCGCUCGGUACCCUGCUCUUACGGCCCUCUAUUCAAUCGGAAAAUCCGUACAAGGUCGUGAUUUAUGGGUGAUGGUGGUUUCGGCAUCACCGUAUGAACACAUGAUCGGAAAACCUGACGUGAAGUACGUGGCUAACAUUCACGGCAACGAGGCUGUCGGUCGCGAACUGCUGUUGCAUCUCAUACAAUAUUUGGCCACCGCCUAUGAAACAGACUCAUACAUAAAAUGGUUGUUAGAGAAUACGAGAAUUCACUUGAUGCCAUCUAUGAAUCCCGAUGGCUUUCUUAUCUCCCGUGAAGGACAAUGUGAUACAAUCCACGGCAGACAUAAUGCUCGCCGGUAUGACUUAAACCGCAACUUCCCGGACUUCUUCAAAGCGAAUACAAAGCAACCGCAACCGGAGACGGAGGCGGUGAAGGAAUGGAUCAGCAAGAUACAGUUCGUGGUGUCGGGCUCGCUGCACGGUGGCGCGCUCGUCGCCUCUUACCCCUUCGACAACACGCCCAGUGCUAGAAUAUGCAGAUCAUCGGUAUUAUGCUCAGUUUUCCAAAACUACGCGCACACUCCGUCUAUCGCUCCGGACGACGACGUCUUCCGUCACCUCGCACUCGUUUACUCAAACAACCACGCUAAGAUGUCGCGAGGAGUGUCAUGCAAGUCCGGCUCGUCAAGGUUCGAGAAAGGAAUCACAAAUGGUGCUGCUUGGUACCCACUAACAGGUGGUAUGCAGGAUUACAAUUACUUAUGGCAUGGAUGUAUGGAAAUAACUUUGGAAAUAUCUUGUUGCAAAUAUCCUCCGGCCCACGAACUCAAUAAAUACUGGCACGACAACAAACAGUCACUCAUAAAAUUUUUGGCAGAAGCCCAUCGCGGUGCUCAUGGUUUCGUCAUGGAUGAGAAUGGUAAUCCGGUAGACCGGGCCUCCAUAAGGGUAAAGGGACGUGACGUUACAUACCAUACCACCAAAUAUGGAGAAUUUUGGCGUAUUUUAUUACCCGGGACAUACAAACUCGAGGUCGCGGCAGAAGGAUAUCUACCACAAGAAGUAGAAUUCUUUGUUAUAGAGAGUCAUCCAACUUUAUUAAAUGUAACGCUACAUUCGGCUAAGGGACACGCACCAAGCCGAGCCACAACGACAAAGACGAAGUCAAAAAGAAUCACAACUACGACCACGCUACCGCAGGAAUUAGGAAAAAUGUUAUUUCCCGAAGAUUGAAUUGAUAAUUACAGUGACUAUAUAAAACGAAUUGAUGGCGGUCCGUACUACCGGCCGCCCGCGCUGCCGCCGCGCCCACCGCCAGCGCCUUCUGGAAUCUUCUCUUCUCUGACAAACUCUAUCAACAGCUUUGUCUCCAA
Messenger RNA from Nymphalis io (European peacock), 1741 nucleotides. Its product is annotated as carboxypeptidase D. Bases 165 to 1601 code for a protein of 478 amino acids. Lineage: Eukaryota; Metazoa; Arthropoda; Insecta; Lepidoptera; Nymphalidae. Gene Ontology annotation, cellular component: cell surface. The record is from RefSeq and is a predicted model, not a curated record. The transcript is spliced from 13 exons. Gene Ontology annotation, biological process: proteolysis. Gene Ontology annotation, molecular function: metallocarboxypeptidase activity; zinc ion binding.